UCUCAGCAUUCUUACAACAGCUUUUUCUGGCAGGAUGUGGCCAAGGACCCUGGCUUGACUAGCACAGUGAAUCAGCUUGAAGUCAAACAUCGACAGUACUUUUUCAUAAACGUUUUCAUAAACAAGUUUGAGGGAUCUUGCCUUCAUCUCAUUUUGGACUGUUUUUUUGAUGUGAGUAGUGAUGGCUUGAAGCCAGUCACCAUAACCUAAGUAGUUUUGAGUGAUUUUUUUUUUUCUUUUAAGCAACAGAAAUGCCUACAGUGAGUAGGUAUAUGAGUUUUCGCUCAUCUAAAAGAUUUCAUCUGAACAGCAGCUACCCAGCAGAGAGUGGGGGUGGUGGGCUGCCAACCAAGGUGAAAAAAGGCAAAAGUUUUAGUAAUGGCAGCAUCAAGAAGAAAGUGGAGCCUAGAAAAGCCCUGAGUCUGGAGGAGGCCCAGCUGGAGACCCAGCAGCAGCACAAGACCCUUACAAGGUCACAGACAUUUGAGAUUGAUAGUAGAUCUUUUGAGAGGACUGAGGGCACCAGCUCACAAAGUAGUUUCAUAAAACACAACAAGACAUUCCACAAACUGUUUCCAGACAUUCCAGAGAGUGAGGACUUGAUACAUGCAUACAUCUGUGCCCUGCAGAAGGAAGUGCCCUACCAUGGUCGGCUGUACGUCAGUGACAACCAUGUCUGCUUCUACUCUUCUGUUCUUCUCAAGGACACUAAGGUUGUGAUUCCAGUCUCCAGCAUCCACAUCGUGAAGAAACAGAACAUGGCCUUGCUGGUGCCCAAUGCCCUGUCCAUCCGCACCAUGGAGAGGGACAAGUAUCUGUUUGUCUCCAUGCGCAACCGCGAUGCCUGCUACCAGCUGCUGCGCUCAGUAUGCCCUCAGAUAGAGGAUGGCAGCACCAACAGCAGCCCUGUCUUCUCCUCUGCAGAGAACAGCUUCGACAAACGCAAGCUAGUGAACUCCAGCCAGUCCAGUUUAGAUGACAGUUUUGAGCAGUAUGAUGGUACUGACCCAAGAUCCCUGCUGGACCCGCCUACACACAGGACACAGAGAGACCCGGUGCCUAAUGGAAACAGCUCCUCUUUCAGGAGCCUUCACACACAGCACAGCAGUAGCUCCUCUUCUGAUGACCUGUCAGUAUCAGGUGGCUCAUGGGUGUGGAGUGUGACUGAGAAGGCCAGGUCCCUGCUGGUUCAGAGAGAGGCCACCACCCUCAACACCCUCCUCUUCAUCUACCUGAUUCUAGUUGUGCUGCUCCUGCUUUCUUCGGGCUACAUUGGCCUGCGUAUUGUGGCUCUGGAGGAACAGCUGACAUCCCUGGGUGCUCUCCCAGAGUUCUCCCUCCAGAGCGGGUACCAAGACACAUAACCCUUUUUGGGCUGAAGGAGAGAUUGGUUGACUAAUGAUUGGAGAUUGCAUUUUGGCCACAUUCACACAACGGGAAAUCUCCAGCCCAUUCAGACUGUGCUCCACACGUGGCCCGAUGAGCCUUGAAGGAAGAAGAGCAUCCAACCUGUGCAAUUUCAGAGACAAUUUGCUAACUUGAAGGGCUAUACCGCCUCCUCGUGCAGUAGACAAGGGCAUGCCAAGACAACAAUGCACACACACACAUGCACACACACUGCCUGGUUGCAGCGUGUCUCUGUGAUUCCAACCAAAGCCAGACGGCUCAAACUUGAAGAGAUGCCAUGCUAGCUAAGUUGCAAAACACUUGUCUGACAUGAAACUAUUUUGUGAACUUAUGUUAUUCCUACAUGCUCCUUACAAAUGUUUCCUUAAAAUGCGCUCUUGGCAGGUCUGUACCAGUCAACAUUAGCCUGCUGUAGCACUUUCACAUAGUCCGCCUGAGACACAUGAGAUGUAGUGCUUUACAUAGCCAAAGAUGCAAUGAGUGCACAUCUUUUGCAUGAGCUCACGUAGGUGACUCUUAAAAGCUUUCCUGUUUCCAGUUUACCCACCCAUGUACCAACUGCAGUUUUGCAGGGGCAAAUGCAAAUCUGCGUUUUCAUCUUUCCAGUUUUAUUUGAAUGCUUCUAAUCUUACAAAUGACUCACACAUUGAAAUGAUGGUAGCCUAGUUGACCUGCUCGGAUCAGCUCACAGAGGCAGCCAUGUUGAACUCGGUACUCUCCUGAUGGUCUCAUCCAUUCUCUGUCUGUUUUCCUGAAAUCAUCUUUGAUUGCAGUAUUUAUUUUCCCCGGCAUUCAGCAUGAUUUAAGCCUGUUUAAUGAUCAAUGCUCGGGGGGUUUAAUUUGCCAUCAGUUUUGACUGGAUGUACAUGUCUUCAGUGCACACAUUCUAGUGCACUUGGGAUAUGGGAAGGUCAUCUGGUAGGCACCUUUUUUUUUUUUUCUCUAUGUUGGCUUUUCUAUUACUUUGGGUCUAUGAACGUAGUUUAGAAAUAUGGAUACUUGGUCUGGUUGAGAUGCCCAUCAAUGUGUGGUCCACCAGCAGAAUAGAAACUAUAACAGUGUUUUUCUAAAUCAAAUGAAAGCACACUCUUAUUGUCUUCGACAGUCCCCCCAGGGACCAAGUGGCAUUUCUGCAAGCUUUUAGGAGAUUGAAAAUGGCACCAAUAUUGUUUUUGUACUGUUCAUGCUUUUGUCUAAAACCAUUGACACUCGACUGAUAUAUGCACUCUCAUUCUUAUCAGCUUGAGAGGAAUAUCUUUUUCUUAAGUUAUUAAAUAUCAAAACCACACUGUUACUGUAAGGUCCAAGUUUCAACAGAAAAAUGGUGGUCCAAAACGAUUCAAUAUGCAACAAGUGAUUAUGCAUGGCAAAAAUAAUGUUAUUUGUUAAUAUUUUUUCUUCUGUUUUUAAAUAGUGUUUUUUUUUGUGGGGAGAUAAUUGUGUUGAAGAAGUAGUGAAGGUGAAAGGAACGGCUCAAGCGAGCGAGAGCACUUUUAAAAAAAAAAAGAUGUGUUGUGCCUGUCGCAAUCCAAAGACCAUGUUUGGACUGAGAGAAAGGUGGAACAGGUGUUCUGUGGUAUUUGAUGGUGCUAAGACCAUAAUUUUAUAUCAUUUCACUCAGGGGUGGUGGGCACUAACCUGCCACGUGGUUUUAGGUUCAUGACUCACGACCCGCUCCCUCUUUGUCUUUUCAAUGUCUUGUAAUGGGGGUGGGGUCUACACACUUUGGAGUUUCUUGAUUGUCCCUUGGAGAAAGAAUGCUCUCCACUCCUCCAUUGAGAAUCAUGUGUGACUUCAACUUUUGUCAGUCUUGUUGAUGUAACUAUUUGGCAUAUCAGAAUGCUUUCCCCCCAUUUUCCCCCUCAUGGUUCUUUUUAUAACAACGUCACAAUGCAUAUCAACAGCACCUGUUGUUGACUAAACGUCACUCUUGUUGUUUUAGCGCCACUUGUUUUAACAAGGUGUAGCAUGUGUUGGUGUUACUUCGGCUACACCGUGUUUCAGGGGGGCCAUAUUCAAACGUUAAGCUGAGGUCGUCAACUUGCUUUAAAGCAGUACUGUCAGUUCCUACAAUCCCCCACCAGGGGCAGCACACACAAAUCCACUGGCCUCAAAAGGACUUUUCAAUGCAAGAAUCUCAAUGAUGAGGGCAGUAUUUGUGUGGUUUUGCACUAUUCAAAGUGUUGUAAAUACUUUUUGUAUCAAUUGUUAAUGUCUUUAAUUCUACAAUGUUCAUAUAUAUCUAUAUUUAUUUGCAUUCUGUGUAAUCCAAAGUAGUCUCUGUGAGAUGGCUUUGAUUGUUCAAAAUAAAUCAGCUGUUGAA
This is a messenger RNA of Lampris incognitus (smalleye Pacific opah), 3730 nucleotides long. Its product is annotated as GRAM domain-containing protein 2B. NCBI's taxonomy places the organism in Eukaryota, Metazoa, Chordata, Actinopteri, Lampriformes, Lampridae. Bases 252 to 1364 code for a protein of 370 amino acids. The record is from RefSeq and is a predicted model, not a curated record. The transcript has 13 exons.